Messenger RNA from Diaporthe citri, 3201 nucleotides. RefSeq lists its product as uncharacterized. Lineage: Eukaryota; Fungi; Ascomycota; Sordariomycetes; Diaporthales; Diaporthaceae. The record is from RefSeq and is a predicted model, not a curated record. The transcript has a single exon. Gene Ontology annotation, cellular component: cytosol. Gene Ontology annotation, molecular function: sulfite reductase (NADPH) activity; flavin adenine dinucleotide binding; oxidoreductase activity, acting on the aldehyde or oxo group of donors. The coding region runs from base 1 to 3201 and encodes 1066 amino acids.
AUGCAUCUGAAGCAGCAAGAAGGCUCCGGCACGCCGGCCGAGGCACACUCCGGUGAGGAGUUCAAGAAGUUCUCCUCCAGCCUGCCCCUGGGCCAGCCGGUGCCAUUGUCCCAGAUAUCCGGUCCCACCUAUGUCACCGCCCAGCUCCUGGUCCAGCAGGUCGCCUACAAGCUGUCGGACAAGAUCUUCUCCUACUCCCCCGAGACGUUUGACCUGGACGUCGCCGUCAGCGAGUGGUCUCGAAGCAAGGAUGUCAACAUCCACGGCUACCCUACCUCUGUCCUGCCGCUCCAGACCCGAGCUGGCGCUGGUGCCUUUGCUCUGGGCUACAUGUUCUCCGAGGAUUUCGACCUGAGCAAGAGGCACAUUCCUCAGACUCUGUUGGCGCCCUCUCUGAGCCUGAGCAGUCUGCGAUCCUCGCUCGAUCAGCUGUCUCUGCUCUACAGCGUCGCGAGCCCCUUCGUUGCACACAUUGCGGCUGUCGAUUAUUCUGCCGAGGAUGGUCUGGUCCCAGAGUACGGUCGUGCACUCCAGAUUGCAGAGGACCUCGGUCUUGGCCUCGUCAGCAGCUCUUCCGCCUAUGAGAUCCAGCACAUGUCUCUGCUGUCCACCUUGUUGGCCAAUAUCCUGCCGACCCUGCACGUCUACGAUGGUGUUCGAACUUCCCGAGAGACAUUGAGGGUCAUCGACGCCCUCAGCGAGGUGGGCAUCCGUGAGCUCUACACCAGCUUGUCCAAGCAUGUGCAGGGAUUGAACGCCCAUCUUGAUACCGCCGGCAAAGUGCUGGACCUUCUCAGUGCCUUUAACAACGAGCUUGGCACGGACUAUAAGCCUUUUGAGUACUUCGGAGACGAGGACGCAGACACAGUCAUCGUAGUCUUCGGCAGCGUGGAGUCCCAAAUUGCGAACCACGCUGUGUCACAGCUCGCCGCUGAAGGCAAGAAGGUGGGCGCCAUCAACGUCCGCCUGUACCGCCCCUUCGUGGAGGACGCAUUCCUGAACACCCUCCCGGCAUCCGUGCAGCAGGUUGCUGUGCUUGGCCAAGUCCGAGAUAACACCGAGGUUGAUGAUGCAGCCAUCCAGUCGAUCCUGUACUCGGAUGUGCUCACGGCUGUGUCAUUCUCCAGCAGGUGGGCCCAGACGCCCACUGUCACCGACCUCAAGUACGCCGCAUCUGAGGCCCUGACGCCAUCCAGCUUCCACUCCACCAUUCAGAAGCUCAUCAGCAAGGGCGGCGACUCGCAGGCGAAGACUUCCACCCUGAACAGCCAGGUCGAGCAGUACACCUUCUGGGAUCUGGACAAUUCGGCUGCUCUCCACGCACCCGCAGUGGUUGGUAAAUCUUUCACUCGCGAGUCUUCUGACAACAUCUAUGUCCACGAGACAUACGACAACCUGGUUCGAGGUGGUGUCCUUCGCACCGACAUCCGCAGCUCAAAGAAGACGAUAGAGGCUCCAUACGCAGUCGAUGAGGCCGAUGUUGUGUAUGUUGGCGAAGAGAAGCUGCUCGAUAAUGUCGACGUUGUUAAGGGCAUCAAGUCUGGCGGCAGUCUGCUCCUGAGACUUCCCGCUCUGAAGGACGAUGAGCUCGAGAAGAGAGUCUCUCCUGCGGUCAGGAAGAGUGUCCAGGAGAAGUCUCUGAAGCUUUUCGUUCUCGACUCCUCAUUCUCUCCAGCUCUGGAAAACGACCUGGAGCUUCUGGUCGAGCUCGCAUUCCUGCGAGUUGCCCGGCCUGACGGCGUCCUUGACGCCGCCAAGAACCUUUCUGCUCCUCGGGAAGGCACAAUUCAAGAGUGCAAGGAUGCGUUGAACCAAUGCCUGCGCCAGGUAGAGGUUCCCGCCUCGUGGGCUGAGCUCCCCGCCGACUACACUGCCCCUGAGCUCACCACCGCGCUGAAGACCACUGGUUUCACCGGGUUCAGCAAGGAGAAAGCCGAGCCAGACCUGCAGCUCAGCAGCUGGGAGUCUGCUGCCAAGGCCCUCGCCUUCAAGGAGGCCUACGGCACCCAGGCCAACCUUCGCCCUGACCUGACGGUCAAGACAUACACCGUUCACGUCAAGGAGAACCGCAGACUCACUCCCGGCAAUUAUGACCGCAACAUCUUCCACAUCGAGUUCGACUUGGGCGACUCUGGUGUUACCUACAACAUUGGCGAGGCUCUUGGAAUCCACGCCGAUAAUGACCCCGUGCAGGUCUUGGAUUUCAUCAGGUCGUACGGCCUCAACGCCGACGAGCUGGUCCAGGUCCCCUCGCGCGAGGAUGCCAACGUCCUCGAGACCCGGACAGUGUACCAGUCCCUGGUGCAGAACUUCGACAUCCUCGGCAAGGUCCCGAAGCGGGCCUACGAGCAGCUCGCCGAGUUCGCAACCGACGAGGUCGAGCAGAAGAAGCUGGGGGCCCUGGGCGGCAAGGACGGCGCGGACGAGUUCAAGAAGCGCUCCGAGAUCGAUAUGGCUACCUAUGUCGACAUCCUCGAGGAGUUCAAGUCGGCUCGCCCGUCGUUCCACGACCUCGUCAAGAUCGUGGCGCCGCUCAAGCGCCGCGAGUACUCGAUCGCGUCCGCGCAGGCCGUCACGCCGACGUCAGUGUCGCUGAUGAUCGUCGUGGUCGACUGGGUCGACAGCAAGGGCCGGACGCGCUACGGCCAGGCGACGCGGUACCUGUCGCAGCUGCCGGUGGGCACGCCCAUCACGGUCAGCGUCAAGCCGUCGGUGAUGAAGCUGCCGGCCAAGGACACGGCGCCGCUGAUCAUGGCGGGCCUGGGCACGGGCCUGGCGCCGUUCCGCGCCUUCGUCCAGUACCGCGCCAUGCAGAAGGCGCAGGGCAAGGAGAUCGGCGCCAUCCUGCUGUACCUCGGCUCGCGCCACCAGCGCGAGGAGUACCUGUACGGCGAGGAGUGGGAGGCGUACCUGGACGCCGGCGUCAUCACGCUGCUGGGCGCCGCGUUCAGCCGCGACCAGCCCCAGAAGAUCUACAUCCAGGACCGCAUGAGGCAGACCAUCGACCAGAUCGUCAAGGCGUACAUCCAGGAGGAGGGCUCGUUCUACCUCUGCGGCCCCACCUGGCCCGUGCCGGACGUCACCGAGGUGCUGCAGGAGGCCAUCGCCGCCGAGGCGAAGGCCAGCGGGCGCAAGGUUGACCCCAGGAAGGAGAUUGAGAGGCUGAAGGAGGAUGGAAGAUAUGUGCUCGAGGUGUACUAA